This is a messenger RNA of Protopterus annectens (West African lungfish), 2379 nucleotides long. RefSeq names its product nuclear receptor subfamily 5 group A member 2-like. The record is from RefSeq and is a predicted model, not a curated record. Gene Ontology annotation, biological process: regulation of transcription by RNA polymerase II; tissue development; hormone-mediated signaling pathway. The transcript is spliced from 7 exons. The coding region runs from base 298 to 1701 and encodes 467 amino acids. Lineage: Eukaryota; Metazoa; Chordata; Ceratodontiformes; Protopteridae. Gene Ontology annotation, molecular function: RNA polymerase II cis-regulatory region sequence-specific DNA binding; nuclear receptor activity; zinc ion binding. Gene Ontology annotation, cellular component: RNA polymerase II transcription regulator complex.
AGCAGGCAGUGCUCCUGAGCGGGUAGAUGCUAUUAGCUGUCCAUCUAGUGCCCACGUUGUUCCAAAGGUCUUACAGUAGGAGAACGGCGGCUCUAUACUACUGGACUGACGCCUUCGAAUAGUGCUGGAUAAGCCAGGGAGCACUUCUAUCUUUGUUAGGAUUUGCAAAAACAUUAUCUUCUGUGAUUUGCUCCAGCAAAUGCCACUGUAUACCCUGAAGUCGCCAUUUGGAACAAAGUUGCGGCUUUGCUAAGCGUGCUACACUGGACGGUCAGUGCAGGUGCGCAGUUCAAGGUGAUGGACUACACGUACGACGACGACCUGGAUGAACUGUGUCCGGUUUGUGGGGACAAAGUCUCUGGCUAUCACUACGGACUGCUUACCUGUGAGAGUUGUAAGGGUUUUUUUAAGAGGACAGUACAGAACAACAAGCGUUACACGUGUACAGAAAACCAAAACUGCAAGAUCGAUAAAACACAAAGGAAAAGAUGUCCUUUCUGUAGAUUUCAGAAAUGCCUAACAGUAGGAAUGAGGUUAGAAGCUGUACGAGCAGACCGUAUGCGAGGAGGAAGAAACAAAUUUGGCCCAAUGUACAAGCGAGAUCGUGCCUUAAAACAGCAGAAGAAAGCCCUCAUACGUGCCAAUGGUUAUAAACUGGAAACUGUGCCUCAGACAAUGGCCCCUGUUCAAACUGAUUAUCCAAUCUCCUCCUCUAUACACAACAUCCAUUCGAUAUCAAAGAGUAUCCCUCCCAACCCAGCAUCAGUGACUCCUGUGGACUAUGACAGAAACCCAUAUGGACCAUCUUCCCUUGGCAUGACCAUGGCAAAUCAUACAGGACUGGCUGGCUACCAAUACACAUCAUUUCCAAACCGUGCCAUCAAAUCAGAAUACCCUGACCACUACACAAGCUCACCUGAGUCAUUAGUUGGUUACCAGUAUCCUGAGGUUCAUCAGAUCAGUUCACCACCCAACAUUCCACAGCUCAUCCUGGAGUUUCUGCAGUACGAGCCUGAUGAACCCCAAGUCCAAGCAAAAAUCCUAGCCUGCUUACAGCAAGAACAGGCAAGUAGAGGAAAACAUGAAAAACUGACUACAUUCGGCCUGAUGUGCAAAAUGGCAGAUCAGACUCUGUUCUCCAUCGUUGAAUGGGCACGAAGUUGCAUUUUUUUUAAAGAACUAAAGGUAGGCGAUCAAAUGAAACUUCUUCAAAAUUGCUGGAGUGAGCUCCUUGUGUUAGAUCACAUUUAUCGACAAGUGCACCAUGCCAGGGAUGAUAGCAUACUCCUGGUUACUGGCCAAGAGGUGGAAGUAUCAACAAUUAGAGCCCAGGCUGGAGCAACUUUGAAUAAUCUGGUACUUGUAACACAAGAGCUGGUAUCAAAAUUACAGUCUUUACAGAUUGAUAGAAGAGAAUUUGUUUGCUUCAAAUUUCUGAUUCUUUUCAGUCCAGAAGUGAAGCUCCUAGAAAACCAUCACCUGGUUGAAAGUGUCCAAGAGCAAGUGAAUAAUGCUCUUCUUGACUACACCUUGUGUAACUACCCACAGUACACGGACAAGUUUGCACAGCUGUUGCUACGGUUACCGGAAAUCCAGUCAAUCAGCAGGCAAGCAGAGGAGUAUCUUUAUUAUAAACACCUGAGUGGGGAGGUGCCGUGUAAUAAUCUGCUCAUUGAAAUGCUUCAUGCCAAGCGAGCUUGAAUGGAAUAUGAAAUAACAGACUUUAGUCAUGCCUAAUAAGUAUAAUUCUGCAAAUGCGGACUUCAUGCCAGAAUUUUUAACACAUUCAGGGGGCUCAUAUACUAUGAAUUGUGCCUGCUGUGUUUCACAGAGAUCUCACUAAAUGUGUAAUUUACAUGUAUUAUUAAAGAGACCUAAUUUGUUUAUUUUAAUAUACUGUAACUGUUGUUUUAACAGUUUUAAAUGAUGUGUGUAAUAUUUUAUUGUCUGUAAAGUUCUCACUCACUUGAUCACUACUGAUUUCUUGCACUUAACAGUUGUCAGUGUCAGAAAAGCAGUAAUUGCAGCUUUAAGACCACACUAAACCAGAAAGAUAGGAGCAGUUUGUAAGAAUAUUUAAGUGAUCCAUGUUAUCUGUUUUAUUCCUACACAUUGUUUUACAAAGCCACUUGAGCCUGGCUGUCCACUCUUAAAAUGUUUUUGUGCCAUACUCACAUGUGAAACCUAAUGCACAUUAAAUGUAUCUGAUACAAAGUAUGCUAAAGAUACCAGCUGAUGAAUGGUCUCAACAUUUGUAGUUAUAUGGUUUUAGUCAUCACAGUGUACUGGGGAAAGAAAUGUCCAGAUUUAUAAAGUGUGUAUUCUUAAACAAGCUACCUGCAGUAUUAUACAAUGAAAAUAACAUGAAGUAUUAAUGAG